Messenger RNA from Penicillium canescens, 1136 nucleotides. RefSeq lists its product as uncharacterized. Gene Ontology annotation, cellular component: mannosyltransferase complex; endoplasmic reticulum membrane. Gene Ontology annotation, molecular function: mannosyltransferase activity. The coding region runs from base 297 to 1076 and encodes 259 amino acids. The transcript has 3 exons. Gene Ontology annotation, biological process: GPI anchor biosynthetic process. NCBI's taxonomy places the organism in Eukaryota, Fungi, Ascomycota, Eurotiomycetes, Eurotiales, Aspergillaceae. The record is from RefSeq and is a predicted model, not a curated record.
ACUUACUGUAGUUGAUCAGUUCACUGUUCAGGACAUAAUUGAAGAGCAAUUGAUUUUUACUGUGAAUUAAUAUCUGUGUCGCAGCUCAUACGGUGUCAGCAUCAAAUACUCGGUCAAGUGGGACCCACACCAGGACAACACCGUUCACCUGAUAAGCAACAACACACCGAAGAGAUAAUAUCACCCAACAAGUCCACAGAAAAGCAAUGUGCAGUGGAUAACAGCGGAUAAAGAGCCAAGGAAACCACAUCACAUACAAACCUGCGAUCUGCAACCUGCAUAGCAGAGCUAUCACCAUGCAAAUCCAAUUCCUCAUCCUAGGCCUAAUGCUGCCCCUAUUCACAGCAGUAGCCCGAGCAAAUGUGGAAAAAACCAUCUUCCUCGCUCCCCCAGAAACAACAAUCCCCUCAGAGCAGCCGGACCUCGACGACCUCGGUCUAGAGCGGCUAUCACCUCAAAACCCAAUAGUGCGCACCCGACUCAAUGCAUCAUUCCCAACAACCGACGCCCCAGAUGGCGUGGAUUCUUGGUUCUUCCUGGAGAACUUGAACCCAGGGCAGCGGUAUGAAGUGCGAGUUUGUUGGUUAGCAACUCAACCAACAUCCUUCACACUAAAAACCCACCCCGUCCCCCAAACAAUCUCCAACAAAUCCCUACUGAGCUCCCUAAGCAUCUACACAAACGCAAGACUAGCAACCCUAGACACUGCACUACAAUCAAACAGCAUUCCAAAACAUGCAAUCAGCCGUCCACGCGGAAGCAACAAGGGCGGAAACGAUCCGCUAGAUCCGGCGCCGACAACAGACUCAGUGCUGUUCUUGCGGAUCCACGCCGCGGCUGAUUACUUCAGUACUGACGCUGCGCUGAUGCGGGACGUGCCGGCUGUGGCGGUGGAUGUGAUUUUGGAUCCGUUUUUGAUGAAUGUCUUCCCGCGGUCGCUUGUACCGACUGCGCUGUGGAUUGUUGCUGUUGCUUUGCUUGCUGUUGUUGUUUCGAGGUGGGUUCGUGGGGAGGUUGGGAGAGUUAUUGAGGAUGCGCGUGGGCAGAGUGCUCUUGAGGAUAUGAAGAGGAAAUAAGUUGGGGAUGGAUAGGGUGAAGGUUGUACUACUAUUUUAUUUCUUUUGGUCUAUUUGGUG